Pogona vitticeps (central bearded dragon) is the source of this 400-nucleotide messenger RNA. Lineage: Eukaryota; Metazoa; Chordata; Lepidosauria; Squamata; Agamidae. The record is from RefSeq and is a predicted model, not a curated record.
AUCUUCUACGGCUGCUUGGCCGGGGGCCUGAUCCUGGCUUACACGCGCUCCCGCAAGCUGGAGUCGAAGCACGACCCUUACCAUCUUUACAUCGAGCGCGACUGGGCGGCUGGCGGCGCGGGCAGCCCCGGGGGCGGCCGAGGGAACACCCCGCCGGGGGCGGCGGCCACAGAGUUCCGCGACUCCAGCUUCGAGGAGCGAGAGCGAAGGAGCAGCGGAGACAGCCAGCCUCUCUAGGGGAGGAAGGGGAGAUCCCCGACCCCCGGAUCUUGACGCCUCCCGGAGCCAAAGCGCAACCUUCCAAGGCGCUUCCCGGAGCUGCCCCACUCGCCCGGUGGGUCCCAAACCGAGCAGAGCCGGACGAGCGAUCGCCCUAACUGUGCAAGCUUCGGGAUGCAAC